AUGGUAGUCUACUACUUUCUCUUCAGGGAGAAGAUUACGGCUUUCCCCCCAGGGUUCGCGAUAGUUGCCGGCGACGCAAACAGGCGGAAUGUGCCUGUGCGCACUCCAAACAUCCCGCAGUCGCUGUGGGGCCUAGACGACAAGACGCUAGAAGCGCUCGCAGAAAAGGCUACUAGGUUCACUUGCCUAAACUACCGUGGCCAUUCCGAAGGCGCCCUCACGCGUUAUAUGCUUCUGAACAAGACGUUCAUCGAUGCAAACUGCGCGAACGGCCUUCGCCUUGAGCUGAUGUUUCCGUCGUGCUGGGACGGUGUUGCUCCUAGCACUGCUGACCACAAGUCUCACGUAGCCUAUCCAGAUCUAGUCAUAGAGGGCGCGUGUCCCGAACACUACGACGCUUGCAUUCCGGCCCUGUUCUACGAGACCAUCUGGAACACCGCUGUCUUCAGAAAUGUUUCUAGGCACUUUCUGCUCAGCAACGGCGAUCGGACAGGCUCAAGCUACCACAGAGACUUUCAGAAUGGGUAG
Molecule: messenger RNA, 528 nt
Organism: Alternaria atra
Lineage: Eukaryota; Fungi; Ascomycota; Dothideomycetes; Pleosporales; Pleosporaceae
Exons: 3
Coding region: 1-528 (175 amino acids)
Source: RefSeq, a predicted model, not a curated record